This is a messenger RNA of Daldinia childiae, 1296 nucleotides long. RefSeq lists its product as uncharacterized. Gene Ontology annotation, cellular component: endoplasmic reticulum. The record is from RefSeq and is a predicted model, not a curated record. Bases 1 to 1296 code for a protein of 431 amino acids. The transcript is spliced from 3 exons. Gene Ontology annotation, biological process: endoplasmic reticulum calcium ion homeostasis. Lineage: Eukaryota; Fungi; Ascomycota; Sordariomycetes; Xylariales; Hypoxylaceae. Gene Ontology annotation, molecular function: calcium ion binding.
AUGGCGGACUUUUUAAAGAACUUUGUUGGAGGUAGCAAGUCUAGUGCUACUCCAAUUCCCUCCGCCGAUUCAGACUUUGCCGACUUCGCCGAUGCGCCUUCACCAGCGCCUAUACCAUUCGAGACCGUCCCUAGUGGUACUGGCCUCGGUGGCCCUGUGCCUACUGCUCGUCCGUAUACGAAAUGGUAUAAUAUUCAUGAGCGCCAUAGUCUAAGCGAAUUCCGAGCUGAGGGUAUCAUAUUGGUCAUCAUUGCUGUCAUCUUCACCCUGCACUUCAUUGGUACGAAACUCAAUCGCACCAAGGCGAGAGCAUGGAUCAAAGCCCACGCUCCAAUCCUUACCGGUGAAUUCGCGCUUGUCGGCUUUCGUGGAGUGCCGCAGCAAUCUAACCAGGAUCCCGAGAAGCUGCUAAAGGCUAAGAGCUUGUUUGAGUACGCGAGUUAUGCGACUGGCCGACAGAAUGUCGCCUUCAUGGAUAUCAAGUUGACCCUGAAGAAGCGCUUCAACCCCGUAAUGACUGGUUUGGAAACUGCCUUGAGUUUCUUUUUCGACAGCUUUGCUGCCCCCGAGGAUGCGGUUGAGGCUGUUAUCUACCCCUUCGAUGGCAAGGAGGCUCAGAUUGUGCCCGCCCUACCAGGCGCCGCUGAGCUACGAAGCAAGGAUUCCAAGAGCUCUUUCGAUGGGUUUGUCUGGGCUAUUGUCAACAAGAACAAUAUGAGGAAGCUCCGAGAAGAUCGCUAUGACUUAUCUAUUACCUUCACUAAGGACAACGCCAAGCUGCCCAUCUGGACAACAGUCAUGAGCGAGAGCGCUGAGGUUACCCAGACGCUACUGACAGAUGAGCUUGCCUCGGCUAUCAAACAAGCUGGUGAUCUAUUUGAGUACCUCAUUAUCAGCGAUCAACCCGUUGACAAGCCUACUAAGAUGGAUGAAACGAUUCCUCGCAAGCGCCUUUACCUACGGUACCGUCUUCCGUCGUCUAAUAACUACGAUGAUCUUGCCCCUCUCCUGGCCUACUUCGUCCGGAUCCCUGAUCACUUAGCGUCGUCUGCCCACUUCCGACCAGAGAUCCUACGCAAGAUCAAGGUUGUCCGAGACGAGACCAUCAAGCAGAUCCAAAAGGCAGCCGAAGAGGAGAAGGCCGAGGAACGACAAGCUGAGCGCGACAAGGCAAGGAAGGCUAAGCGCGAUGCCGAGCUCAAUGCCUUGGAUGCUAAGGCGCAGAAGAAGUACCUCGAGAAGGAGAAGGAGAAGGAACUGCGCAAGUCAUCAAGGAAGCAGACCGUCCGCGCGUAG